GUUGUGUGGCGUUAGGUCCCAAUUUUCAGCAGGACGUCUGCAGCAGCUGUCCACUGGCAUUUCAGCCGUGUCAUCACAGUAGUGAGAGGGGGGGAUCAGUGAGACCGAGGGGGCUGCCUGCAGUCUACUUUUGUGGGUUCACUCUCGCUGUCCUUGGCCCCAGUCCUCCACACUUCACUACUCUCCCUGACUCUGCCCAAGUCUAGGCCCACGUCCCCACCAUGGCCGACCAGUACCAGUACAAUACCAACGAGGAGAAGAUUGUGAAGGACAGCCACACCAAGGAGAUCGAUCUGAUCAACAGAGACCCCAAAUUGAUCAAUGAGGAUGUGAUCAAGGUGGAGUUUGAGGAUGUGAUCGCAGAGCCCGACGGCACACACAGUCUGGAUGGGGUGUGGAAGCUCAGCUACACCACCUUCACCGUGUCCAAGUACUGGUGCUACCGCAUCCUCUCAGCCAUCUUCGGCAUCCCUAUGGCUCUGCUCUGGGGCUUCCUCUUCGCCUGCAUCUCAUUCUGUCACAUCUGGGCUGUGGUACCCUGUAUCAAGAGCUGCCUGAUCGAGUCCCAGUGCAUCAGUCGCAUCUACUCCCUCUGCAUCCAGACCUUCUGUGACCCCUUCUUUGAAGCCCUGGGCAAGAUCUUCAGCAGUGUGAAAGUGGCCUUGCGCAAAGAGGUCUAGACACUCACACCACCGCAGUGUUUACACGUGUUUGGAUGAAACGCUACACCCUUUUUAUCCGCCAGACCAGAUGACCAGUCCUGGUGUCCUCAUAUUUCCCAAGACACCCCCCCGCUACCCUUACCCAGCCCAAAGCCCAGGGCCUCGCCCGUCUCAGCCCUUUGAGUCCUGACAUGCUCAGAGCGACCAGUGCCACAAGAGGCUCUUUGACAGCUGCAGCAUGGUUGGGUGACAGCUCUGGUUCUGUUGGAAGGCAGAGAGCUGUCUGUUCAUUGAGGGAAUAUAGGGCUGGCAGCCAUGGCAUGGGCAGGACUUGUGUCCCAGAGUGAAUGUAUUUUGCGAUGCUGAGUAAAGUGGCUUUGUAGAAAACAGCUAGCUACAUUUUGAAGUGUUGCAUUUUGAUUCAAAUGUAACACAACAUGACAUAAACACCCCACUGACACUAACGGCAUUGCAGCACCCGUGGAACAAUAUACAAUCUCUACUAUAUUGGCCAAGUCUGAAUUGAUAUACUAUAUUAAACAGUCAGAUGUGUGUGUGUGUGUGUGUGUGUGUGUGUGUGUGUGUGUGUGUGUGUGUGUGUGUGUGUGUGUGUGUGUGUGUGUGUGUGUGUGUUUUGUUCCUAAUGGUAAACUAGUCGAUGUUGUGCAAUGGAAAAGAUAAUUGUAGUGCUUGAACAAGAUUAUAUCGUGUUUUACAAAAUGAAUAAGAUGCAGUUUCUUUACUGAAUCAUUUUGAUUAAACACAUCCUAAAUUGUUAA
Molecule: messenger RNA, 1441 nt
Organism: Salmo salar (Atlantic salmon)
Lineage: Eukaryota; Metazoa; Chordata; Actinopteri; Salmoniformes; Salmonidae
Gene: cav3
Product: caveolin 3
Biological process (GO): cell differentiation; regulation of cytosolic calcium ion concentration; regulation of membrane potential
Cellular component (GO): caveola; sarcolemma; focal adhesion
Molecular function (GO): molecular adaptor activity; transmembrane transporter binding
Source: RefSeq, a predicted model, not a curated record